This is a messenger RNA of Linepithema humile (Argentine ant), 641 nucleotides long. The record is from RefSeq and is a predicted model, not a curated record. NCBI's taxonomy places the organism in Eukaryota, Metazoa, Arthropoda, Insecta, Hymenoptera, Formicidae.
GUAACGCGAGCGUUUGGAAGUAUUUGUGUCUGUUAAACAUGUCUUUACAGCGUCACGAUGAAUUCGAUCAAUGUUACAGACAGCUCGCUAAGGACAAUGCAGCUUUCUCUUUAGAAAAACGAUCCCUCAAGUCACGGGAUGGAAAACCACCAGUCAUGCUCUAGAUGUUGCGUAUACCAUAUAAAUUUCCUCUCUUUAAAUUCAGAAACUCAGUCAGCCUCUGUAUGGCAAUCACGAUGAGAGCGGUGGUGAGUCAGAUCAGUAAACAGCAUGAUAGUAUUCUUUCUAUUCUCGGUCUGCUUGAAAUAGCAAUAUUUAUGACGGCUAGCUGCAGUGAAUCAGGCAGUGUCAUGCGUCAUCAGACUAUAAAAAGAGAUGACAUUCCACGGGUUAAGAUAAGAGUGUUUCGCGGCCCGACCGAGGAAAAAGAUGACAAAUUUUUCACUACUUGGGGAUACUGGAUUCAGCAGCCUAGUAGAUAAUGAUUUCGUCAUUUAUUUUAAGUCUUACACGUUUUCAAUCUAAAUGUUCGUGUAUUAGCAAUCAAAUAUUUUCUUUGAUAUUCGACGUAGCAUUAAGCAAUAUAUGCUAAAAAAUUAAUAAUUGCAAAACUAAUAUUCUUUCUUUAUGUACAAAUAAGC